AGAUUUAACGUGUCUAGCAAAUUUGUCGGCGCGAAAUCGAGUUCCUCUGUCGAUCAGUUUAGACCUGAAGGUCACACCACACCUAAUGAAAAAAGCGAUUCAGCCGGCCGGAGCACUACCAAUGAAAGCGCCCCUGAUUGUCAAGCCCAAAGCCUGCGUUGGCUGUCGCGCCCGAAAAGUAAAAUGCGACAGGGAAACACCCUGCGGCAACUGUAUUCGGUGGUCGGUGGCGUGCACGUAUCCGUCGCCAGUGAGGACCUGCAAUCGGCCAUCCAAAAAGCUGUUUCAAACGGAGCCAAAUCCACAAGAUGCGAUACGCACCCCCAGUCCCGAACUGUGGGACCUGGACAUAUCCAUCCGGAUAUGCAAGCCACCGGCGGUUUCCUCCCCUUCGCUGUCUCGAGCGCGAGCCUGCUGGCAGAUAUUUGUCGAGAGGGUGGAUCCGGUGGUGAAAGUAUUGCAUCGCACUAGCGCAGAAAGGGUCCUUGUGGCAUCGGUCUGUCAGCCGGAGUCACUGCGCAGCAGCGAAGAGGCUCUGGUCUAUGCGAUCUACUUUGCUAGUAUGGCAAGCAUGACGUCGGACGAAGUGCGGGAAUAUUUCCACGCAAACAAGGACACAGCCUUCACGGCCCAUGCUCACCUGGUAGAGCAGUCUCUGGCACGCGCAGCAUUUCUCCUUGACGAUGAACUUAGCACACUGCAAGCGCUUGUUCUGUUUCUCACCAUCAAUCGACUGUCCGGUAGGCCGAGCGUUGCAUGGAAGCUGACAGGACUGGCAAAGCGGUCGGAAGUGUUUCGCAGAGCCAAUUUGACAAUCUUUGAACGGGAGAUGAGAGCCCGAUUGUGGUGGAACCUCUGGUAUCUAGAUCAUCGAGCAGUCAAGGAUCUCGGCGAAGAGGAUGUAUCCGACAAAGACACCUUUCCGGAAUCCCCAUUGAACAUCAACGACGCCGGCCUCGAUCCAGGCGCCACAGAGGCUCCAGCUCCCCGAGAAGGCUGGACCGAAGUGACAUUUUCUCUUGUACGCUUCGACAUCGCACGAACUCGACGCCAGCUGCAAAGUCAGCACGACAUAAAACAAAGCGAGCGUCUCAUACAAGCAUGCGAGACCAGGAUCCACUCGCAGUAUCUGAGACACAGCACCAACAACGAACCGAUCCAGUGGCUAACGCAGCAUGUGGCGCACGUCCUCAUAAUGGAGAUGUGGUUUGAGCUUUACAGCGCCGAUACUGUUCCCAUCAGCAGUUGGUCUCAGAAUGUCCAGGACCGCCUUUUUCUGCUCGCAAUCGACAUUGUCGACGUUUCUGCGCGCUUGAAAGCCGAGCCCCACGCACAGCAAUGGAGCUGGCUACUUACAGGGUAUCAACAGUAUCGCCCCCUGGCCUUCUUGUUGAACGAGCUGUGCUAUCGACAGGAAUGUGAAGCGGUGGAUCACGCGUGGAAAGUCGUCGAAGACGCGGUCACGCGAUGGCCGGAUCAGGUGCGCGCUUCCGUCAGUGCGAAGAUCCUGGCGGGCCUCAGGCAGAGGGCCAGGAGAGUCCAGUUGCAAAUCACGCAGCGCCAGAUUUCGGGAGAUGAUCAGAUAGAUUCUAUUUAAGGAAGCUCUAGAUGAUUAAACCCUGGUGGAUGGGGCGCUUGGCCAGUUAUAUUAAAGUCUAUAUAAGCAAGUGGC
Molecule: messenger RNA, 1672 nt
Organism: Aspergillus steynii IBT 23096
Lineage: Eukaryota; Fungi; Ascomycota; Eurotiomycetes; Eurotiales; Aspergillaceae
Exons: 1
Coding region: 86-1597 (503 amino acids)
Biological process (GO): DNA-templated transcription; regulation of DNA-templated transcription
Molecular function (GO): DNA-binding transcription factor activity, RNA polymerase II-specific; zinc ion binding; DNA binding
Source: RefSeq, a predicted model, not a curated record